Molecule: messenger RNA, 1338 nt
Organism: Sinocyclocheilus anshuiensis
Lineage: Eukaryota; Metazoa; Chordata; Actinopteri; Cypriniformes; Cyprinidae
Product: interferon-induced protein 44-like
Exons: 8
Coding region: 101-1057 (318 amino acids)
Biological process (GO): immune response
Source: RefSeq, a predicted model, not a curated record
GUACUUUCGUUUUCUCAGUAUUGAAACACUUCACUUGGUUGCUCGGCUCUCUUUCACUUCAUUGUUGCACAUCUGCAGACAUUCCCUUCUCUGAUCAAGAAUGUCAUUUUUUGGUACACACAUAUCCUCGGACACCAAAUCCAGCACCACACCUACAAUACUCAGUUUUGGUUUAGGAACAUCUUCAGGCACCAAAUCCACCGUAGCUGCAGUACCCACGUUUGCUUCUUUAGCCACAUCUUCAGAAACCAGCAGCACACCUCCAAAAGCCAGUUUUGCUUUAGCCACAUCUUCAGGCACCAAAUCUGAUCGCAAUAAGCCUAAAAAAGUGGCAGUACCUCAAUUCUCUCUUGGAGCAGAAUUUCCACUCUUGCUGGAAAAUGAGUGGAGAAAUAUGAAGUGGAGUGAGGAAGUGAGAGAGACACUGAUGGAGUCUGUCAGGUCAUUUAAACCCACCAGUGAGACUGUUACCGAGGCCAGAGUUCUGCUGAUCGGUCCAGUCGGUGCUGGCAAGUCCAGCUUCAUCAGCUCUGUCCAGUCCGUCUUCUCUGGACGAGUCAUCAACAGGGCCAUGGUGGGCUCUUCCUCCUCCACCAGCUUCACUAAAAAGCUUCGCUCUUACAACAUCAGAGGAGCAGGAGAGAAAGCGGACGAGCCCACAGCUCUGGUCUUGUGUGACGUGAUGGGUGUUGGUGAAGGAGAAAGCACUGGACUCUCUCUUCACGAUGCACUGUCUGUCAUUAAAGGCUGCGCACCAGAGGGACACCAGGAUAGCAUUAAAAACAAUGGUGUACACCAGGCGGCGUUGCUGACCCAUGUGGACCAGGUGUGUACCGCGACCAGAAGAGACAUCACCAAGGUUUACAAGAGCCAGGCUGUUCAGCAGGCGAUGGUGAAGGCCGGAGAGCUGCUGGGAAUGGCCACAUCCUACAUUGUGCCGGUGAAGAACUACUGCUCAGAGCUGGAUCUGGAUGAAAACACUGAUAUUCUCCUGCUCAGCGCCGUCGAUCAUAUCUUACAAUAUGUGAAUCUGUACUUUCAAGACAACAGCGAUUAAAGCAUUACAGUAAGAAUUUGAGAGAUGCCCCAAAAAAUAGUUCAUCCCAGUUUUGUCCCAUUGAAAUGUUGAUGCCAAAGCUUAUAAUUUUUUGCUAAAAUAUUGUGGUGAUUUGAAUUUUUAUAAAACAGAUUUUACUUUUUAUAACAGUAUUUGUGAAGUUGAACUGAAAAGGUUUGACUAAAGCUUUGCUUUUAAUAAAGUUUGCUAUGUCUUCGUUCAAACCUACAAAAAUAACGUAUAGGUUGUAAUAAUGUAAUACAUUAUUAUAUGACAUAUAA